This is a messenger RNA of Psammomys obesus (fat sand rat), 1505 nucleotides long. It is a transcript of the gene Pcp4l1, whose product is annotated as Purkinje cell protein 4 like 1. The transcript is spliced from 3 exons. NCBI's taxonomy places the organism in Eukaryota, Metazoa, Chordata, Mammalia, Rodentia, Muridae. The coding region runs from base 204 to 410 and encodes 68 amino acids. Gene Ontology annotation, molecular function: protein binding. The record is from RefSeq and is a predicted model, not a curated record.
GGUUGCUGCUGACAGGACCUGGUCGGAAGGGGUACCCUGAGCAGAGCCGCAGCCGGGGCGCCUCGGGCAGCUCGUAGCAGCGGCUCGCGCUCUCUCCUCCGGCCCUGCCCAGGGAGUCUGCUCCGGCAACUCUCGCUCCACGGACGCAUCUCCUAGGACCCCUCGCCUCACCUGUGCCUGCCACACCCCGUCCGGCCGCCGGGAUGAGCGAGCUUAACACAAAAACAUCCUCAGCAACCAACCAGGCAUCUGACCCCGAGGAAAAAGGGAAGGCUGGCAGCAUCAAGAAGGCUGAGGAAGAGGAAGAAAUUGACAUUGACCUGACAGCGCCAGAGACAGAGAAGGCUGCCCUUGCAAUCCAGGGCAAGUUCAGGCGAUUCCAGAAAAGGAAAAAGGAUUCCAGCACCUGAAUGGCGGGCCUUCCCUUCACCUUUCUACUUCCUCGUUCCCCUCCACCGCUCUGACUCUCAUGUGUCUUGUCCCUUUAUCCUCUAGCCUCUCCCAGAGGCAAGCUUAACCUUUGUAGAUCCUUUUCUCAGGCUUCUUUAAGCCAUCACAGUAGUAGAGGCACAAGGAUGUGAGAAGAUGAAGACUCCAGUGGGUAGUAGUCAUUAGGCUAAGGGUGGAUCACUCCCCUUCAGAGAACGAAAGGUUUAGAGGUUUUGACUCUACGCCUAGUGCUCAGGGCAGGAAGAGAAAGCCUUCAAAAUGCAGAAGAGUCUCAGGGUGGAGUAAAGGCAGUCUUCUGCCAGUUGCAACAGUCACCCUUCAGGCAACACUUCAGGUCCUGCUGCACCACCCCUCCCGUCUCCCAUGAUUCAGCCAUGGCGCAGCUGCCUCUCCCUCUGGGCAGCCCUAAAUCAAGGAACUUGCAGAGUGUGGUGGUGCAUGCCUUUAGUCCUAGAACUGGGAAGGCAGAGGCAAGUGGAUCUCUGUUCAAGGCCAGCCUGGUCAACAUGGUGAAUUCCUGGCCAGCCAGGGUUACAUAGAGAGACCCUGUCUCAAAACAAAACAAAACAAAAAAAACAAAAACAAAAAAAAACUGUCCCUGCAACAAAUAAAGAAGCUUAAUACAUUAGUGCAUGCUGAGUAGAUUCUUUCAAAGGAAAGAAAACUGCGGCUGGUAGGGGCAAGGAAAAGCUUCCUUCAUCGUCCAGACUGAGAUCAGAGGAGCCAGAGAUGGCAGAAGGUCCCAGGGCCGUAGGCCAGGCAAUGAAAACUGACAGACAUUUAAGAAGGAAAGAAAAGCAAAGGAGGACAACAUGUCUGAAGCGAUGUGCUAUUGUGAAAUAAAGACUACAUGAGGGGCAAUCUGGCCUUUGCCUACCUCUUAACCCGUCCCCAUCUCUAGUCGCUCCCCCCCCCCAGUGCUGUGUGAGCCAAGUAACACCCCUAUAGUUCUCAGCCACCCCACUGUGGAGUCAGGGCAAAAAUAGCCACUCUAUGUGACUUUAGCAUGUUUAAUAAUUAUAACAAUAAAAAAGCCGUCAGGCGGGCCCACUGAA